Molecule: messenger RNA, 5857 nt
Organism: Syngnathus typhle (broad-nosed pipefish)
Lineage: Eukaryota; Metazoa; Chordata; Actinopteri; Syngnathiformes; Syngnathidae
Product: voltage-dependent calcium channel subunit alpha-2/delta-1
Exons: 38
Coding region: 143-3385 (1080 amino acids)
Cellular component (GO): L-type voltage-gated calcium channel complex
Molecular function (GO): voltage-gated calcium channel activity
Source: RefSeq, a predicted model, not a curated record
UGAUCAGAUUAGAAUAAGGCUUUCGAGCAGCGAGCACUGGGGAGGCACCGGCAGGUUGACACGCCGCCGCGCUCUUAUUCAUCAGCGGCGGGGGGCGCCACAUUCGGCCCCCACCCACAUCCACCUCCCACAUCGUUUUCCAAUGGGUACCUGCAGGGCGCACGCCUGGACGUUCCAGGUCCUGCUCCUCCUGAGUGCCUCACGGGCUUCCCAGUUCCCCUCCUCGCUCCUGAUUAAAGAAUGGGUUGAUCAGAUGCAGAAAGAGCUCAUCACCCUGGCAGACACUGCCAUGGCCGGCAAGAGCCUCACCCAGAUUUUCUUAAAGAACCAGCACCUCUACAGUGUGGAGCAGAAUGAUGCAGAGGAGCUGGUGGCCAGAGCCGCCAGGAACAUCGAACAGCUGCUCCGCAAGAGGUCUACGGCCUUGGAGAAACUGGCAACAGCUGCCGAAAACUUUCAGAGGAAACAUCAGUGGAAGGAUGAGUAUGAGGAUGAUGAAAUUGCAUACUACAAUUCCAAGGACAACCUGGAUUCAAAUGAAACCGAGGGGCGCAAAUCCCAUCUCCGUCCGGACUUUAAGGAGGAUCCGUCUUUUCGACGCCUCACAGACCACAGCCACACGGCCGUGCACAUCCCCACCGACAUCUAUGAUGGCUCAACCAUUGUCCUGAACGAGCUGAACUGGACCGAGGCACUGGAGGACGUGUUUAAGAAAAACAGAGAGGAUGAUCCCACACUUCUUUGGCAGGUGUUUGGAAGCGCUACCGGUCUGGCCCGAUACUACCCAGCAUCUCCAUGGAUGGAUGCUCGCAAGACACCCAGUAAAAUUGACCUGUAUGAUGUACGCAGGAGACCGUGGUACAUCCAAGGAGCCGCCUCACCCAAAGACAUGCUCAUCCUGGUGGACGCGAGCGGCAGCGUUUCCGGCCUGACACUCAAACUGAUCCGGACGUCCGUUAGCGAGAUGCUGGAGACGCUGUCGGACGACGACUACGUCAACGUGGUUUAUUUCAACACCAUGGUGAAGAAGACGGCAUGCUUUGACCAUCUGGUUCAAGCCAACGUGAGGAACAAGAAACUGCUCAAGGAUGCCGUGCAAAACAUCACCGCCAAGGGCAUCACCAACUACACUAAGGGAUUCGAAUUUGCAUUUGAGCAACUCGCUACGACAAAUAUAAGCAGAGCAAACUGUAAUAAGAUCAUCAUGCUGUUUACUGAUGGAGGAGAAGAGCGAGCGCGGACCAUACUGGAGAGAUACAACGCGGACAAAAAAGUGAGGAUCUUCACCUUCUCCGUGGGACAGCACAACUAUGAUAAAGGACCCAUUCAGUGGAUGGCCUGUUCCAACAAAGGUUACUUCUAUGAGAUCCCCUCCAUUGGAGCCAUAAGAAUUAACACACAGGAAUACUUGGAUGUCCUGGGCAGACCCAUGGUUCUGGCGGACAAGCAGGCCAAACAAGUGCAGUGGACCAAUGUGUACCUCGAUGCACUGGAACUCGGUCUGGUUAUUACCGGGACUCUUCCCGUCUUCAAUAAGACCAAAAGCAAAGACGACAGGAACGGCGAGCAUCAAAAUCAGCUCAUUCUCGGCGUAAUGGGCAUCGACGUGUCACUGAAUGACAUCAAGAAGCUUACGCCACGUUUCACAAUUGGUCCAAAUGGAUACUAUUUUGCCAUCGAUCCAAACGGAUAUGUCUUGUUGCAUCCCAAUCUUCAGCCCAAGAAUCCUAAAUUUCAGGAGCCUGUUACCCUCGACUUCCUGGACGCCGAGCUGGAGAAUGACAUUAAAGUGGAGAUCAGGAGAAUGAUGAUCGAUGGCGAGACGGGUGAGCGCACAAUACAGACCCUUGUGAAAAGUCAGGAUGAGAGAUACAUUGAUAGAGGAAUAAGAACAUACACUUGGGCACCAGUCAAUGGAACCGAUUACAGCCUGGCUCUGGUUCUGCCAAAAUACAGCGAGCACUUCAUACAAGCCAAACUGGGAGAUGACAUCAAGCAAGCAAUGUUGAUGGAAACCAUCCAGUUGGAGAACUUUGACAACUAUGGUCACACCUUCAUUGCUCCACGGGAAUACUGCAAAGAGCUGACGUUGUCACUCAACAACACCCAGUUUCUCCUCGAUUUCAACCAGUACAUUGAUAGGAACACUCCAGAUGCAUGCAAUGUAUCCCUUGUGAGUCGACUCAUCCUGGAUGCAGGCCUGACAGCUGAGCUGGUUGACUUGUGGAAAGAUCAGAAAGUGAAUGGGACAGUGGCCAGGUUUGUAGCCACAGAUGGAGGAAUCACAAGAGUCUUCCCGAGAAGCACUGGAGAAGAAUGGAUGGAGAACCCAGAGCCGUACGAGUCAAGCUUCUACAAGAGAGCCCUGGACAACGACAUAUACAUUUUCACCGCUCCGACUUUUAACAUUGCAGCAGAAGGCAGAGAGAGCGUAUCCGAAUCUGGUAUCCUCGUCAGCAAAGCCGUAGAUCUCACCAUCAAUGAAGUCACGCUUAAACCAGCAGUGGUGGGAGUGAAACUCGAUGUCACUUACUGGAUGAACAGUUUCAUGAAUGCUACACUUAAAGAGAAUUGCAAAGAUGAGAUCUGUGGCUGUAUGAGGAAUGACAAGCAUGUCGAUUGCGUGAUCCUAGAUGAUGGUGGUUUUCUGCUCAUGUCCAAUCAGGAUGAUUACAUCAGUUUGAUAGGUCAGUUCUUUGGCGAGGUGGAUCCCGUGCUGAUGAUCAACCUGGUCAACACCUCUUUGUAUUCCUUCAACAAGACCUAUGAUUACCAGUCUGUGUGCGACCCGGAGAAAGACAGCAAGGCUGCGGCGGGGCCCCGCUCUAUCUAUGUGCCAACCAUAGCAGAUUUGCUCAGUAUUGCCUGGUGGGCUUCCGCUGCUGCCUGGUCCAUACUCCAGCAACUCUUUUAUGGCCUCAUGUUCCCCAAUCUACUGGAGGCAGCAGAGUCAGCCAAUGACGACAUUCCUGACGCCAUGUUUAAAGAAAGCUGCAUCACAGAGCAGACGCAAUACUUCUUUGACAACGAUGAAAGAUCCUACUCGGGGGUCCUGGAUUGUGGAAACUGUUCGAGGAUGUAUCGAGCGGAGAAGCUGCCAAACACCAACCUUGUGUUCCUGAUCACCGAUGCCAAGGACACGUGUUUGUCAUGUGACCCCAGACCGCUGCGACAGGCUGAACAACCCUCUGAAGGUCCAGAUCCGUGCGAGCUGGCCCAGAACCCGAGGUACCGGAAAGGGCCAGACGUAUGCUUCGACAACAACGAAAAUGAAGACGACUCUGAUUGCGGCGGAGGAACCGGCCUGAGCCCGAGCCUUGGAACCACGUUCACUCUCCAGCUGCUUCUGCUGCUGUUGCUCGGCUUUCCUUCGUCAAGCUCGUGACGCCUAGAAACGUCUAAACCGACACGACUAGCAUGACUGUCAGUGUAUGUAGAGGAAACUAAGCAGCCAAAACGUUCUCAACGGGCAAAGGUCUCAUGUCACACGAGGAGACCGGAGGGACGCCCUCCCGGAUGGUAUGCUGAUUUUACAAAUGUGGUGUUACUUUGUUCCCUGCGCAGUCUCGGCGUCUUUGUUUUCUGAUGCCAAAGGUUUCUUGCUCAUUUCAUUCUCAAUCCUUAUCCAGUUCCCGUUUUCAUGCUGUACCCAAAAAGAUUCACCUGAGGGGUGCAAGGGUAAGCGCAAACCAAACCCUUUAAUUCUGUUUUGUUUUCAAGAUUGUGUGCUCACUGACAGCGUUGAUUUGUGUGGUUGUUGCUAUUGUUUGUAUUGAUGGCGUAUGAACCCCGAGUAACUCCGCAUCCCGUCAUUCUUUUUGUUGUCGAGUAUUUAAAAAUGUACUGUACCUGCUCAACAGACAUUUUGCUACUAGCUCAGUGUUGUAUUGUAGAGCUGUGUGCUUUAUAUCAAGCAAAAGACAAUAUAGUAAUCAAAUCAUGAAAAAAAAUGAACACGCUGUCCCAAAAUGUUGAUUUCUAAAUAUUCCACAAACUAUAAUCCCCAAUUUAAUAUUAAUUUUACAACAUUGCCUCCAAAAAUAAGCCUGACGGUUUAUUGACAAUUUGGAAAAUUAAAGUUAAAGUCCCAAUGAUCGUCACACACACAUCUGGGUGUGGUGUCAUUUAACCCAUCCCCAUGUGAUUUUGAUCCAUUCCCUGGGGGAGAGGGGAGCAGUGAGCAGCAGCGGUGCCGCGCUCGGGAAUCAUUUGGUGAUCUAACCCCCCAAUUCCAAAUGUUCACCUGAAGUGCGCACUCUCUUGAGUUUCACUUACAAUCCAGGCUAAAUUUAGCUCCAGAAAUACAAAAAUAUUAAUCCCUCAGUUGAUCCCAAUUCCACUUGUGGGAUGAAUGGUGAAUAUCCCCAGACAGCCUUUUGGCAGAGUAAGUUUGUUUUCCCAUGGUGCCACGGGAAAUUCUUGGAGCUUUUGCCAUGCUGAAAAGAUGUAUGAGUGAAUUUAAAAAUACUUUUUAGAAUUGCCAAGGAAUUACUGUACCAUGACACCAAAGCUCCAAGUGGUAGUAAAAUCAAACAUUUACUAUAUUUGGUCUUUAUUCAUAUAUAUAUAUAUAUAUUUUUUUUUUUUUGAUGCACUGGAUUCCCAGUGCCUGUAUCUGAACUCAGAUGCCCCUUUUCCCGCUGCACACUCGACAUUGACACAAACAAUGUUCUACCUCUAGUCCCUGCUCAGUUGAGGUUCCAAGCAUAUGCAUAAUGUCAAAAUUAAAAAAAACUUACCCUGUUGCUGUGCCCUAGUUUUGGAGACUGUGUCGUUAUACUCCACAGUCUCCAUUUUUCUGCCCUCAAUCUCCUCUGAAAUUAGAUUUGUCAGCCUCGAAGCAAAGUGCGCUAUCCAUCCCAGAUGGAACCUACAAGACUGUAGUGAAAUGAGUCAAUUUUUACGAAAAUCUUCUCAUUUUAUAUUGUGUAAAUUCUGCACUGGAACAAUUAUACCAAAAUCUUUUUUGGUGAUUUCAUAGCACAAUGUCAAGCAAAAUGUCAUUUUGCUGAGAUGUAGUUGAACAGUGCUUAUGCGCAAUUUCUUACUAAAUUCUUGUGAAAGCGUGUUAAGGGCCAAAACAUGAAGGAUUGAUGAGAAUGCACUUUCUUCCUGAAUCCACCUCAGCCAAAAGCAGACUCCAAUUCACGCUCUAACAUUUUGCUGAAUUUGCUUUCUGCUUUUUCUCUGCAACACCUGACUCAGGAGCCAAGAUGACUUGUGAAUGAGCUCAACAUCAAACAUGACUGUCUUUGUUUUCCCUGCCCUCUUCCUGCUUGUUUCCUCUUUGUUGUCGCUCUCUUAAAAGUGCUGUGAAGCAGACGCUGGCUUCAGGCCUGCGCGUCGAAAACGCUGCAAAGUUCCUGGGUUGAGCUUUAUUGUUUGUUGUGUUUCGAGCGCCCCCGCGGUCGCCAUCAGGGCCUGCUGGAGAGAACAUGAGAGGACAAAGAAUGAGUGAUCAUCCAGCAUUGCCUUACCUCUCCGUUUUAAUCAACAUCAUGGUUACCACGUGCAUGCCUUCUGAGGUUCAAGUUCUCUCCACCUUGCCUUCGUGUUGCGCUGCCGGUGCCAGGUGUGCAGCUGAUGCCUGUUUAUCAAAGUGUUGACGUGUGUUUAUAGGGGGGGGGGGGCAGAUUCCCCUUCUCCCCUCCUCCAUAUCUGAUUGUGCUUUAAUACUGUACAUUAUUUACUCUUUUUGUGGAACUUGACUAUAGCCCGAAUAACUUUUUGUAUACAUUUGUACACUAUUUACUGUAUAAAAGAGAAAGAUAACAGAAAGGAUUGAAAAUAUUUAUAACAUGGUGUUAAUUAUUGUGCAAAUAUAUUCACAAUAAAAGUGUUGUGUUGUUAUGCCCUU